AUGGCCAACGAGCCGGAAUGGAGUAGCAAGCCUGCGUGGAAGCUCCCAGGCUGGGCCGAGCCGGUUAUGGUGGCGAGUAUUCUCUUUGGCGCAAUGGCCUUGACCCGCCGACGGAACUUCCGAAUCUUCGACAGGUCCGCGGACAGGAACGUUCGAUACCUCGACGACGACGCACACGGCUCCUCUGAUGCGCUCCUCUCCUAUCUUCCCGCCGACGACCACGACCUCGGCCAUGUGAACACGGCCAAAUACCCGCCCAAGGUGCGCAAGUGGUGCUGCACCAAGCUGGUCAUGCCCAACACUUCGCGCUUCCGGAACAACAUCCACAGCCGCAUCCUGCAGCGCUUCCCGUUCUUGAUUGAGAUGUUCUACUGGGUCAUCAACUACGCCUUCUACCGCAUGACCUCAAUCCUCUCCACCAAGCUGUUUGCAGGCAGGGGCAUCUGGGAUGUCGCACAAGAGCACGGACUCGCAGUCUUGGACGCGGAAGAGCACGGCCUGCUGAGCUUCUUGUUCCCCAUCCGCGAGAAGAGCGUGCAGCAGUGGUUCAUGCAUGGCCACCAAGAUGCGCUGACCGUCUUGAACAAGUGCUAUGCUCUCGUCCACAUUCCUGGCACGGUUGGCUUCAUCUGUUGGUACUACUAUGUUGCGCCUUCCUUCGACACAUUCGCCAUUGCGCGCCGAACGAUGACUUUGACCAACUUCUGCGCCUUCGUCACCUUUGUCCUGUACCCGUGCAUGCCGCCCCGCCUGCUCCCCUCGAAAUACGGCUUCCUCGACACGGUGCACCACGAUGACGCGCAGAGCGUGUGGAUGAGCGGCAAGUACGUCAACGCGCUCGCAGCCAUGCCGUCGAUGCACUUUGGGUACUCGUUCUGCAUCGGCAUGACGAUGAUCUACCACUCCGGUCUGUUCCGGCGCACGCUGGAGCGCGGCGAGGUGCGCAAGAACGCCUUCUGGAAGCUGUUCUACCUGCUUGUCGGCCUUGGCUACCCGACUUUCAUUCUCGUCACCAUCGUCGCAACUGCCAACCACUACAUCAUGGACGCCAUGGUAGCGACGUCGUUUGUCCUGCUGUCUUUCUGCUGCAACAAGGUCUUCUACGUCUUCAUCCCGCUCGAAGACAUGCUCCUCUACAUCAUUCGCGCGGACAAGCCGAUACCCACGACCGGAGACCGAUUCCACGAACGCGGCGGGCGCUUGUAA
Ascochyta rabiei is the source of this 1206-nucleotide messenger RNA. RefSeq lists its product as uncharacterized. Gene Ontology annotation, biological process: inositol phosphoceramide metabolic process; sphingolipid biosynthetic process. Bases 1 to 1206 code for a protein of 401 amino acids. Gene Ontology annotation, molecular function: inositol phosphoceramide synthase activity. The transcript has 3 exons. The record is from RefSeq and is a predicted model, not a curated record. Gene Ontology annotation, cellular component: inositol phosphoceramide synthase complex. Lineage: Eukaryota; Fungi; Ascomycota; Dothideomycetes; Pleosporales; Didymellaceae.